Penicillium malachiteum is the source of this 852-nucleotide messenger RNA. RefSeq names its product cupin domain-containing protein. Bases 1 to 852 code for a protein of 283 amino acids. The transcript has a single exon. The record is from RefSeq and is a predicted model, not a curated record. Lineage: Eukaryota; Fungi; Ascomycota; Eurotiomycetes; Eurotiales; Aspergillaceae.
AUGGAAGUUGUCCAAACAAAAGAAGUCCCCGACAAAGCUAUCCUUCUCAAACACCGUGGAGAUGGGCUCGGAUUCCGAGAUCUCUUCACCGGUGACCCGGAAGAUCCCAUGAACAACUACUACGUGGUAUAUGCGACCCAAAAAGGCUUCUACUCGCCUGUUCACAAGCACAACUUCGAUCAAUUUCGAUUUCCCAUCAAAGGCUCCAUCAGUAUUCUACCCGACCUGGAUGUUGAGGAAGGAGAACUGUGCUACCAUCCCGAAGGCGUGAAAUACGGUCCCCAAAACGACGGCCCAGAAGAGCGAGCUGUGCUUGUUCUGCAAUUCGGAGGAGCGAGCAAGCAGGGAUACCUGAAUCAUUCCCAGCUCAAGGGGGCUGAAGAGUCGCUCCGCGAGAAAGGCGGGCGAUUCGAGCAGGGGAAGUACUUUGGUCCAAAUGCGAAUCCCUCGAUUCCUAUUGAUGGAUUUAGAGCCAUCUGGGAGGAAUAUACGGGACAGACGAUGAUAUUCCCCGAGGGAAGAUAUGGUUCAGUUGUCAAUAUGAAACCCGCGGCCUAUACCUAUGUCCAGGAUAAGAGUAACGCGACGAUUUCGAGGAAGAAGCUUGGAGUCUUCUCUGAGCGAGAGACACGCGCAGAGGUGGUGAAGGUUGUAGCUGGAGGAAGCUGGGAUAUUCCUUCUGAGGAUGCAACCAGGGUUUACUGGGUGAUUUCUGGAUCAGGAUCAGUAGAUGGUCAAGAGUUGAAGGCUGAAUCUGCUGGACGAUUGAAGCCGGGUUCUUCUGCAACGGUUAUCUGUGAGGGGGCCGAUCUGGAAAUUCUUUGCUUUGCUCUCCCAACUUUGUAUGCAUAA